GUCUUCACACUUCCACAUUCAUUACAUUCUCUAAACACAUUACAUUCUUUUAACGGACAAGCUCCCAUUUUUUUCACUCUUUCAAUAUGAAAUUCUCAAUUGUUUCUGCUGGUCUUUUGGCCGCAUUUGCCUCUGCUGCUCCAACCCCAACCUCUGACGAGAUCGUCAACCGCGCUGCUAUCGCUAAGCGUGCCACUGUCACCGACGCCUGCAACAUCGGUUACGCCAGUACCAACGGUGGUACCAAGGGAGGAGCUGGAGGAGCCACCACCACUGUCUCCACCUAUGCUCAAUUCACCAAAGCUGCCACUGCUGGUAACACCGUCGUUGUCGUUUCCGGUCCUAUCACCCAAGCUGCUUCCCAAGUCAAGGUUGCCAGUGACACCACCAUCAUCGGUAAAAACUCCAAGGUUGUUUUGACUGGUUUCGGAUUGCUCGUCAAGGGACAAUCCAACGUCAUCAUCCGUAACCUCGCCAUCAAGGAGGUUCUUGCCGCCAACGGUGAUGCUCUCGGAAUUCAAAAAUCCACCAACGUCUGGGUUGAUCACGUUGAUCUCUCCUCCAACAGAGACCACGACAAAGACUACUAUGAUGGACUCUUCGACGUGACCCACGCUGCUGACUACGUCACCCUCUCCAACUCUUACAUCCACGACCACUGGAAGGCAUCCCUCAUCGGUCACUCCGACUCCAACUCUGCUGAAGAUACCGGACAUCUCCGUGUCACCUAUGCCAACAACUACUGGAAAAACAUCAACUCCCGUGGUCCUUCUAUUCGUUUCGGUACUGCUCACUUCUACAACUCUUACCAUGACACUGUUGCCGACGGAAUCAACACCCGUGAUGGUGCUCAAGUUCUUGUUGAAUCUAACGCCUGGACUGGAUCCAAGAAGCCUUUGUACUCUACUGAUUCUGGUUACGCUGUUGCCAACGACAACGACUUUGGCUCUGGAUCCAACGAAGCUGAGAAGGGUACCAUGUCUGCCAGCAAGUUGGGAUACAAAUACACUCUUUUGGGCAGCAGCAAGGUUAAGGCCGCUGUUGUUGGAACUGCAGGUGUUACCUUGUCUUUCUAAAUUGAGAGUCGGCAGUACUCUUGAUUCUAUAUGGAUGAUAUGAGCACUAUUGAGGAAUGGGGCAGAGCUAGUACAGGGUACUUUAAGAUUCUUGGUGUAUAUAAAUUUUUGGUCAGCGACCGUAUAUAUAUAUAUAUAUAUAUAGAUGUGAAUAGACGGCUCUAGUAGCCAGUCAAUGGAAGAUUUUCACUCA
This is a messenger RNA of Botrytis cinerea B05.10, 1269 nucleotides long. RefSeq lists its product as hypothetical. Lineage: Eukaryota; Fungi; Ascomycota; Leotiomycetes; Helotiales; Sclerotiniaceae. Gene Ontology annotation, molecular function: pectate lyase activity. The transcript is spliced from 3 exons. The record is from RefSeq and is a predicted model, not a curated record. Bases 87 to 1076 code for a protein of 329 amino acids.